AUGGAGGGUGUUGUGUUGUCGUCUGAUCAAACCACACACCAAGCGGUUCGAUCUGUGAGUCUUCCAUCAAGAAUCUAUCCCCUCUCUGUUAAACUCAGAGCAGCCUUGAACCGGCUCAGUAUCUGGCAGAGAUCUUCUUCCUCGAUCUCUGUUUCCGCUUCUUUUGGGUCCGAGACGCUUCUCGUUGGACUUGUGAACCUCACCGAGCUCUACAGCUGCAUCCAUGAGCUUCUUGUGUCCCCUUACCUGAAACACACUCUUCUUCAUCACCAGAAAGGGAAACUUCUAGAAGAUCUUUUAGAUGGAUCCGUUGUGCUGCUCGAUGUGUGUGAGGCUGCAAGGGAGGUGAUUGUAGCGAUGAGAGAGCACGUGACGAAACUCAAAUCAGCUCUUCGUAGGAAAGGUAGCGUAGAGAAGGAGGUUAAAGCAUCUGUUAACUUGCGGAAGAAGGCAAAGAAAGACAUCUCUAAACACAUCAUUGCACUUAAGAAAAUGGAAACUGGAGUUGUUUCAACGAACAUAGAUCAUGAUCCAGCGAUGGCAUCUACGAGUGUUCUGAGAGAGACAAUCGAAAUCUCUGUGUCUAUUUUCAGACAUCUUUUGCUGUUCCUAUCGACAAUACCACCAUCACCAUCUCCAGCAAAGAAAAUAAAGAACAAGAUUGGGGUUUUUUCGAUUCCUUUUGCAUCAUCGUCAUUAUCAGAUAAAUAUCUGGAUCAGAUCAAAGGAAUGAAAAGUCUUGAUGAUAUUUGGGGUUCUAUUGUGGAUUCGAGAAGAACCUUUGUUGGAGUCGAGACGAUGCAAAACGAGAAGAAGAAGAGGAGAGAUGUUGUUGAAGAGAGUUUUCGUGAUCUGGAGACAGAAUUGGACUCUGCUUUCAAAUGUUUAGUCAAAAACAGAGUUUUGUUCCUCAACAUCCUUAGUAACUGUUGA
Messenger RNA from Eutrema salsugineum, 933 nucleotides. RefSeq lists its product as uncharacterized. Bases 1 to 933 code for a protein of 310 amino acids. The record is from RefSeq and is a predicted model, not a curated record. The transcript has a single exon. Gene Ontology annotation, biological process: root development; shoot system development. NCBI's taxonomy places the organism in Eukaryota, Viridiplantae, Streptophyta, Magnoliopsida, Brassicales, Brassicaceae.